UUAGCUGCGCCGUGCUGAGCCGGUGGGAGCAGAGUGUGAGGCUCGGGGUUCAUGGUGUUUAUUGGGAUUAUUCCUGGUUCCAGAUCAGGAGGAACAAUCUGAGUUUGAGAAAAAGGACAUUUACUUUUCUGCAAAGGAGUGGGACUGUUUAAAUCAAGAAGAUCUAGUGGUGGAGAAUUACCAGACCUUCGGCUCUCUGGGUGUUUCCACCAGCAGAAUUUAUCCCAAAGAAUAUGACAAAAACAGAAAAGCACAAAGCAAGAUUAUGAAGAAAUCUUUUAAGGAUCAAGUAUUCAAACUCUCUGAAUCCUAUAUGUCUACAAAUUAGCUAGAAAACAAAAAAAAUCACAUGUUCUAACUGUGAGAAAUGUUUUACCCAUUACUCUUUAGGCUUCACACAGAGGAGAUGCCUUUCUCAUGUUUUGUAAAUGGGGAAAGGGUUUUUAACUAAGUCAGAUCUUAUACAUCACAAAACUCACACAAGAGAGAAGCCGUUCUCCUGUUCUUAAUGUGGGAAAUGUUUUGGAACUAAAUCAAACCUUAUUCCACAUUUGAAAACUCACACAGGAGAGAAGCCGUUCUCAUGUUCUGAAUGUGGGAAAUGUUUUGGAACUAAAUCAGAACUUAUGGCACAUCAGAAAACUCACGCAAGAGAGAAGCCGUUCUCCUGUUCUGAAUGUGGGAAAUGUUUUGGAGCUAAAUCAAACCUUAUUUCACAUUUGAAAACUCACACAGGAGAGAAGCCGUUCUCAUGUUCUGAAUGUGGGAAAUGCUUUGGAACUAAAUCAGACCUUAUUCCACAUUUGAGAACUCACACAGGAGAGAAGCCGUUCUCAUGUUCUGAAUGUGGGAAAUAUUUUCGAACGAAAGCAGAACUUAUGCUACAUCAGAGAACUCACACAGGAGAGAAGCCAUUCUCAUGUUCUGAAUGUGGGAAAUGGUUUAGCCAGCAUUCACACCUUGUUGUACAUCAUAGAACUCACACAGGAGAGAAGCCGUUCUCCUGUUCUGAAUGUGGGAAAUGUUUUGGAACUAAAUCAGACCUUAUUCUACAUUUGAGAACUCACACAGGAGAGAAGCCUUUCUCAUGUUCUGAAUGUGGGAAAUAUUUUCGAACGAAAGCAGAACUUAUGCUACAUCAGAGAACUCACACAGGAGAGAAGCCAUUCUCAUGUUCUGAAUGUGGGAAAUGGUUUAGCCAGCAUUCACACCUUGUUGUACAUCAUAGAACUCACACAGGAGAGAAGCCGUUCUCCUGUUCUGAAUGUGGGAAAUGUUUUGGAACUAAAUCAGACCUUAUUCCACAUUUGAGAACUCACACAGGAGAGAAGCCGUUCUCAUGUUCUGAAUGUGGGAAAUGUUUUGGAUCUAAAUCCAACCUUGCUAGACAUAAGAGAACUCACACAUUAGAGAAGCCGUUCUCCUGUUCUGAAUGUGGGAAAUGUUUUGUAACUGAAUCAGAACUUGUGGCGCAUCAGAGAACUCACACAGGAGAGAAGCCGUUCUCCUGUUCUGAAUGUGGGAAAUGUUUUAGAACUAAAUCAAACCUUAUUUCACAUUCGAAAACUCACACUGGAGAGAAGCCAUUCUCAUGUUCUGAAUGUGGGAAAUGGUUUAGCCAGCAUUCAUACCUUGUUAGACAUCAGAGAACUCACACAGGAGAGAAGCCUUUCUCGUGUUCUGAAUGUGGGAAAUAUUUUGGAACGAAAGCUGAACUUAUGCUACAUCAGAGAACUCACACAGGAGAGAAGCCGUUCUGCUGUUCUGAAUGUGGGAAAUGUUUUGGAUCUAAAUCAAACCUGUUUUCACAUCUGAAAACUCACACAGGAGAGAAGCUGUUCUCAUGUUCUGAAUGUGGGAAAUGUUUUAGCCAGCAAUCAUACCUUGUUGUACAUCAUAGAACUCACACAGGAGAGAAGCCGUUCUCAUGUUCUGAAUGUGGGAAAUGUUUUACCCAGCAAUCAAACUUUGUUGUACAUCAGAGAACUCACACAGGAGAGAAGCCGUUCUCCUGUUCUGAAUGUGGGAAAUGUUUUGUCGAUAGUUCAAAGCUUGUUAGACAUCAGAGAACUCACACAAAAUAGGAAUUUUCUGAUGUUCUGAAGUUGUAAAAUGUUAUAGUUACAUACUGAUUUUAAAAAGUAAAUUUUUUUUUUUUUACAUUUUUUUUUUUAAAUGCAUAGUCAAACAAGAUUACAAUGACAGUUUUACAAGUAUAGGCUUGUUAAUAAAUGAGAGAAGUAGUAGAAAACGUCAUAAGAAACGCUGAAACUUGUAUAGAUCCACAGUCCCUAAAAUAAAGGUCAGGUACAGAGGCUUGCUCAACCCAUGGCAAGUAGAGGCCUAGUGUUGGCACAUAGGAAUAUGAAGCAAAAGAUAAUACGGUAUUGACAUAUAUAUGACAUCAAAUUAAAAUACAACAAACUGCAGAAUUGCUCUUUUAAAUAAGGCAAGUCCCCAGAAUAGUCCCUGCUGCCAAUCUGAGAGGCUUGCGGUAUGUGUCGGUUUUCCACUAUGUGAAAAAAGUUAAAUAUAAGGGAUAUCGGGCGCUCCAACCAAAUAAUAAAAGAGCAGCCUAAAAACCACUCCAAGUGUAUUGUCACCAAGUGCACUAAUAUAAAAUCAGAAAUACCACAGAAAAAAAGUGUCAAAGUGCACACUGUAAAAACUCUUUACCUUUCAAUGUGAUGGGUCUUUUUCUUGCUAGAACGCUAAGUCAUAUAAAUACAAAACAGAGGAACCAUAGUGUAACCUGUAUACAUAAAUAUAACAAUGAUACAAUAAAAAUCACUCUUUACUAAAAAUGGCUAUUAUCAUUUAUCCAGCCAACCGGGAGGGUGGUCAAUUAUUUCCUGUAGCAAGUGGAGUUGAUGGAGGCUUUAUUUAAGGGGUACCCUCGAAGGCACAAGUUGAUAGGGACUUAGUUUAUGGGAACAUCCAUAGUCCCACAUAUUUUUUAUAUUUUCCGGCGUAUAAGACGACCCCCAACUUUUCCAGUUAAAAUAUAGAGUUUGGGAUACACUCGCCGUAUAAGACUACCCCUCUUCCAAUGCACACCAAAUAAAAAUUAGCCAUGAUGUACAGGGAGCACACAGAGCUACAUAGCAAGAC
Pelobates fuscus (common spadefoot toad) is the source of this 3111-nucleotide messenger RNA. RefSeq names its product oocyte zinc finger protein XlCOF7.1-like. Lineage: Eukaryota; Metazoa; Chordata; Amphibia; Anura; Pelobatidae. The coding region runs from base 627 to 2084 and encodes 485 amino acids. The record is from RefSeq and is a predicted model, not a curated record. The transcript has 3 exons.